Populus euphratica (Euphrates poplar) is the source of this 984-nucleotide messenger RNA. Its product is annotated as UPF0481 protein At3g47200-like. The record is from RefSeq and is a predicted model, not a curated record. Bases 1 to 984 code for a protein of 327 amino acids. The transcript is spliced from 2 exons. Lineage: Eukaryota; Viridiplantae; Streptophyta; Magnoliopsida; Malpighiales; Salicaceae.
AUGGAGGACAACAAAGUCACAUUCGCGAGCCAGUUCGUCAUGGAGAGUCAUGUGGCCCCUGAUACAAUGUUCUGCAAGGUUGAAGGGGUGGCGAGCAAUGCAAGGAAAUGCUAUACAGAGGAUUCAACGCAGCAGUUUGACGGCAAGAAGUUUUCCCAGAUGAUGUUUCUUGAUGGUUGCUUCAUUCUCCAUUUCUUCUUCUGCCUCUCAGAGCAACCUGAAAAACUAAAGAUGUCUAGUCACCAUGUGUCUUUGGUUGCAAGGGAUUUGUUCUUACUAGAGAACCAACUCCCUUUUGAAGUUCUCCAGGAACUAAUGAGUUUGAGGAGCAUAGAUGACGCAGGUGUUGAGGAUCACAAAAGCUGGUACAAGGAUGAUUCUCGAAAGAGCUGGUCUGGCCGGUAUUAUCCCGCGAAGGACCUUAGGAAGGCUGGAAUCCAUUUCAAGCCAAGCAACACAAGUCUUUUCACCGAUGUCAGCUUCAGGCCAACAUUACUCGCUGGAAGACUCUACAUUCCUCCGCUAAGAAUAGAUGACUCAACCAAGCCCUUGCUCUUAAACCUUGUAGCCUAUGAAGCAUGUCUUGGUACCCGCGAUGAUUGGGUCACUUCCUAUGUAUGCUUCAUGGAUUCAUUGAUUGAUCAUCAUAAAGAUGUGAAGGAGCUGCGAUCUAAAGGCAUACUCAUCAGUACUCUUGGAAGCGACAAACAGGUAGCAGAACUCUUCAAUGAGAUAUCUGAUUAUUUAGUACCUAAUCCCUAUGCAUACUCCAAGGUUAAAAGAGACAUCGAAAAUCAUUAUAGAAACGGCAUCAAGCGAUGGAUCCUUCAUUAUAAGGGUCCUAUUUAUACCUUCAUUUUCAAGUACUCAUUUAUUUUCGGCCUCAUAGUGACUGCCUUAAAAGCCUACGUAUCAGUAGUUCCCAUGAACCCAGUUUUUGGUGUCUGCAAAAUGCCUGCCGCAAAUGCUACCCUUUACCCUUAA